GAAGCGAGUUCAGUCUAUCCGGCUACUUUUAAAGCUCCUGUCGCUCCGCAUAUUCCGCUUUCCUUGGCAGUGCGCUCGCAAUUUCACAGCUUAAAAUUCCGGUUAACUGACACGUAUACAUACGGAGAAGACUCUCCCACACCACCAGCACGGGCGCCUUUAACACACAGUUCUAAACAGAAAGCAGACGGGUGUCUGGCGGCGCAAUGCGAUACCGCUUCAUAGUUUUCCGGGCCCAGCCAACGAAGGGAACGAUUACAUUCUCCAUAUACCUGGAAGAGGUGGUAAAGCCCCAGGUUCACACCGGUCCUGCGACUUUCAGCGCGGUCACGUCGCCCACGGAUGAGUACUCAGCAAAUGAGUUGCCGCUAUCGACGGUGCCUCAGCCGAAUUCCUCGGGGUCAGACAGCAGCAGUAGUAACAGCAAUGGCGGCACACCAGGAGUAGCAGGCGCACGAAUCACGCGAACAUUAGAUCGGACGUGGGACCAGUGCGAAUGGUUGCAAAAGAAGCUUUUGCAGAGCUUCCGACUACAGAUCCUGCCACCACUGUCAGAGCGGCCCAGCACAAAAAAGCUUGCUGACUCGCUCGCAAUCGAGCGGCAGCGGUCACAGAUCGAGCGGUGGCUCAACCGGUUGGGUGCACGCGAGAGUGUGUGCGAGAACGGCUCCUUUGACCAUUUCAUUUCGGGCAGAAUGUCCCACGACGAGGUUGGUGGUGCAGACAAAAAAUCGUUUUCAUCGAAGCUGUUCAACAUGUUCACAGGCAUCGCUGACCAGGGCUUCAGGAUGUACACUCCGAUUGGGGACAUCAACGACUAUGAUGAGGACGAAGAAGAGCAGCGGCGCGAGUAUAUUUUGCGCGUGGAAGAGUACACGAAGGACCUGGCAGAUGCGAUGUCCAACAUGCACGCGCAGGAGGAGGUGCUGGACAAGGGUGUGGUCAAGGUGACGAUGGCUAUCGAGAAUGCGUUUCGGUCGGAAUCGAUGGCGCCGUAUGACGAUGGGUCAGUCACAAAGCCGGAAGGCGAGGACCACGAGCGGCUAACGGUCUCGCUUGGACUGCUUCAGAAUGCAUCAGAGUCUAAUUACUGGUCCAACCGAGAAGUAGCGGUUUGGAAGGACUUUAACUUUGCUGACACGGUCAUGGAAUACCGGACAAUGCUGGGUGGCAUCAAGGACGUGAUGAACAACGCGACCCAGACCCUGAUAAUGUACGAGAGGGCGAUGCAACGGCAGCAGGGGUACUCGGCCAAGGCCAACAGCCUGCGUGUGCAGUAUCCGAGCGACACACCAUCAGUGAAGUAUGCCAACGAGCAAGAAAUACUGGCUGAGCGCGAGCUGGAUCUGGCCCGACAAGAGUACGCUGAUUCAUGCGACAUGGUCAAACACGAGCUGGUCCGGUACGAGCGGGAGCGGGCCGCCGGAAUGUGCAAGGCCCUGGAGCAUACCGCGAUGCUGGAGCUCGAAUCGGCAAAGGCACGCAUGCAGGAGCUGCGUGCUGCAUGCAGGAGGAUAAAAAACCUGCAGCUGGUCAAGGACCCGCCCCAUGCACGCACUAGCAUCGGGCCGAUGCUGUGGCACGGCACUGCUGCUGGCCAGGCGACAACGCCGAUCACCCCCAAUACCAGCCUGCCGUCUUCGCUGUCCACACUCAUGACACCUGGUUCACAGCCGUCAGUUCAGCGACAACGUUAUUUUGGGCGGGCUUUCAAACGACUCCAGGGGGGCCAGCCGCAAUUCGCCGUUGGCUGCCCGACUGGAUUCUGAUGACGACAUCUCUGCGUUUGCACACAGCAAUGCGAGUGGCAGCAGCUCAUCAAGAGCACCACUGGCGGGUGCGCCGGGAGGAUCGAAGCCGGCAAUACUUCGCCGUGCACGGACAAUGGAUGGGCCUUUGUAUGGGUCUCAAGACCUAUGCAUCUCCAAAAAUGGCGGGUCUUCGUCAAGCACUAGGCGGGCUGGAGGCUAGUGGCACCCAGUCAGCGGUAUCACAGCGGC
Molecule: messenger RNA, 2000 nt
Organism: Linderina pennispora
Lineage: Eukaryota; Fungi; Kickxellomycota; Kickxellomycetes; Kickxellales; Kickxellaceae
Exons: 3
Coding region: 207-1769 (520 amino acids)
Molecular function (GO): phosphatidylinositol binding
Source: RefSeq, a predicted model, not a curated record